Opisthorchis viverrini is the source of this 3492-nucleotide messenger RNA. RefSeq lists its product as hypothetical. Gene Ontology annotation, biological process: protein deubiquitination involved in ubiquitin-dependent protein catabolic process. Lineage: Eukaryota; Metazoa; Platyhelminthes; Trematoda; Opisthorchiida; Opisthorchiidae. Gene Ontology annotation, molecular function: K63-linked polyubiquitin modification-dependent protein binding; cysteine-type deubiquitinase activity. The transcript is spliced from 7 exons. Gene Ontology annotation, cellular component: cytoplasm; nucleus. The record is from RefSeq and is a predicted model, not a curated record. The coding region runs from base 270 to 2810 and encodes 846 amino acids.
CAGCAACGCGGUUAUCUGUUCCAGGUCUAUAGACUGACCAAGUAGUUCAAGAUACAAGAAUAAGAUACCCGCUGUCGCAGAAAAAGACAGCUGUGCAUCAUGAAUUACCUUCUGCCAAAUAAUAUAGAGCUCAUCCAUGUUCCUUAAUUUUUCGUUUCCUCAUAGCCCGCAAUCACAGAUUGACAGUGUGGGGGUUUCGGCCACCCUGAACCAAGCGGCCCUGGGGAGGUGUAGCUCGUAGCUGUCAACACUGGAUUCCCCCUGUCACGAUGAAUCCACGGACAAAGUGGUCUUGUCCUGUGUGUACAUACGAGAACUGGCCAGCAUCGACCAAGUGUACUAUCUGUCGGACUCCCCGCUCCUCUGCGCUUAUUGAAGAGGAAAUGCAGCGUCUAAAGGUUUGCCCCAAGAAAGUCGACGAACCCAACGUUUCUGAGGAAUUGGAACAUUCAAUAGCCUGUUCAUCUUGUACCUAUUUGAACAAACCCACGUCUUUCAAAUGUGAACAAUGCUUUCAUGUCCUGUAUGAGUUAGCUGAAUUAGAACCCGCGGCACAAAAGCCUGUCCCUUCGGUAUCUGCCACUUCUCCAGGUUCACCUUCGCUUCCCGCUGAAUCUGAUAAAUGGUCGUGUCCACAAUGUACUUACGAGAACUGGCCAAAAAGCAAAUUCUGCGUAAUGUGUUGUGGUCCACCACCACCGUUUCCUUCGGCGGCACUUGCUCAUCCUCCAACGACUCCUUCGCUUCCUCCUCAGUCACCUCACUACGGUACAGACCUCGCCGCUGAAGACCUCACCAAUCGGGACAGCAUCUCGGCAGCAGCCCGACGCACAAAAAUGAGCUUUCGUGAUAAACUUUGGCUUGAGGCUUGUCGUGCUGUUGUAGACGGUGAGGUUGCCUCCAUUGAACGCUAUCUGUUAAGCGGCGGUCGGAUGGAAAGGCGGUUGACAAAACAGGAAUGUCGCCAUAUGGACCACUUACAAAGCCCAGCAUCAUCGACGCCCAAUCCCUGUGGCUCCAUUAGCCUGGAAAAUGUAUCUCCCUUGCCGAGUGACGAAUACAAAACUCAGCCUUCUGGUUUCGCGCCGGUAUCCGAGAUACCUUUCGCUGAAGAACCUGCUAGUGUUUCCAAUGGUUCGAAAUUUCGUCCGGGACUGACGCUCGUUGAUCUCGCCAUACGUUGUGGACGAACGGACUUGAUAAAUCUCUUCAUUGCUUUGAGUGGGCUUCAGGCCACUGGUGCUGCUGUAUCCAUGACUGCCACUUCAAAGAGCGGGUCGCGCAAUUCCCUUAGUCCAUGCACACCACAGGGUGCGACUUCCCAAUCGAAGACCAACCAGCCCGGUGGACGUCGAACCUCUGGAAAUCACACAAAUCUACCAUUACAACAGAUCCUGAGUCGUGCCUCUAGUAUAUCGAACCGAAGUGGUGUAACUCGAAGCAAAUGGAUGCCUUGCCAAGCCAGCCAACAAAUUGCCCGAGAACUUCGGAGCUUUAUCGCUUCUGGAAUUAAGUACAAUCAGGGGGAGUUUCCGUGUGCUUUCCUAUCUGAAUGGGGAACUUUUGCCCUUCCCUAUUCGGUCGGAAAAUUCCCUGCGCCUGUCAAGUAUUUGCUACUUUCGGAGCUAUGCGAUACACAGGCGCAAACAGCGUCGGUGAAUAUCCCUAAGACCCCUACUUUUCUUUCUCCAGAACUGGAAGAUGAUGCGAAAGCGAUUAAUUGGUGGUUUAUUCCUGGUCACAAACAAGCCAGUCGGCUUUUCGCCCUGUGGAAUCGAACAGCCGGUGACUGUCUUCUCGAUAGUGUGCUACAGGCCUGCUGGGGUAUAUUUGAUCGAGAGAACGUACUGCGUCGCACCCUCUCAGAAAGUUUGCGAGCGUGCGAGGCUAGCUUCUAUUCUCGUUGGCACGAUUACGAAGCGCUGCAAGCUGCGUGUCACUAUAUCCUGGAUGAGAACCAAUGCCGCCGAGAUUGGGACAAUGUGUUGAGUGCAGCAAGUCAACCACGUGGCGCUCUUGAACAAAUUCAUAUCUUUGCCCUCAGUCACAUACUUCGUCGACCCAUCAUUGUGUACGGAGUGAAGUACAUAAAGAACUAUCGAGACGAGCCAAUCGGAAUCGCCAACUUCCAAGCUCUCGUACCUAUGGAACCCCAACCACUAGGUUCUACAACUAAUCCAGACGUACAGAUCAGCCCUAGUGCCAGUUCAUCACCGUUUACGUCUCCUCGCAACACGUCCUCGUCAUCGUCACGGAAGCACAGCCCAACUCCGCCUGAUGACGCCUCCAUACCCCCAGCGACCACUAUCAGUAUUUCUUCGGCCGAAUCACAUUUGAUGGCUGUUGCUGAGUCUCUUCUAUCAGCUGGUGCGACCAAUGCAUCGACGCAGCAAACAUUCAUCUACUUACCGCUGGUCGAUCGACAAGGUGUUUUACUUCCCAUACACUUUACUACCGUGAAGGAAGCUAGCUCUUCGCAUACGUUGCUUCGUGACUGGUUAGAUGUUGUGUCCACGCGACGAGGACUGCCCCUCGCUCGACUGCGUCUACAGCCACGUCAUCCACUGGUUGAUCGUAUGAUGGAUGAUUGGCUUGGGUCAUACCGAUCACUGGCCAAACUAUCGUCUACACACCCUGUUUCGGCGACUGGUUUUCCAGGUAUCCAAUCACGUCAGAGUUCCGAAAGCUCUGCUUCCAGCACCUCUUCCUCUACGUCGUCGUCUGUUUCUUCCUUGUCUGCCGCGUCUGAAAACUGUGAUAGAUCUAACCCCUUUGAUCCGGACAACAGUCAGCAUAGUCAGAGUACUUGAAUAGCCCGGAACAGCAUUUGCACACACUGACUCGAAAUGUUGACAGUUCCUUUUCAUAUUUAUUGGGGGCGUCCCGGCAACCUGAAUGGCAGCGUUACUCUCAACAUAUUUCCCUAUCCCUUUACAAUAUCAACUCGCUAGUAGGCUGUGGUGGUGAGGACCGAGUUGGUUUUAUUUCAACUUGAAUUUUGUACCUGCCCCUGGCCGCCACACUGCGGUUCGUAAUCUUACUGUGUUCUUACUCCAUCAUGCCACCGUCUUUAUGCACUCUGAAACGAACUCUUUCGAACAGCUUGUCAUUCUUAUCGGUGUGGCAACAAACGCCGUCACCUAGGGAUGUGUGGCUUACAGUACAGGGGUGACCGCUAUCACUAGAUACUUUCAACGUCUAGUUGGUGUUUCUAGGACCCGUCAGCUCACCUGCGUAUGUAACUUGCAUGUGGAUUCAUUCGUCUGUGACCUAUGCGCAUUGUUUUUUCUACCUGGCUGUGGUAUGCUGGCGACGCACGCGCCCAUUUGAAUGCUGUCCAUCGCUCUGAGUUUUUGUCUGCUACUGUGUACUAUUCUCAUUAAUCAUUUUGGAAUUGGCUGGCCCCACUGCUAAUGUUUCUUACACUUCGUUUGCAAACCGAAGGACCAUUAUUUUGAUUUGUUUUGUUCUAUGUAUUCGCGUCUUAUGGAA